CCCGUGCGGCACACGUGGGGCCGGCGGUGCGCAGGCCUGGCUGGGGCGGCUCCAUGGACUGCAGGGCGCUCUGCCUGUCCCUCCUGGACUACAAGACCGAGAAGUACGUGGUAGCCAAGAACAGGAAGGUGGGCUUGCUGUACAGGCUGCUGCAGCUCGGCGUCCUGCUGUACCUGCUCAUAUGGGUGUUCCUGGUCAAGAAGGGCUACCAGGACGUGGACACCUCGCUGCAGACUGCUGUGGUCACCAAAGUCAAGGGUGUGGCCUACACCAACACCUCGGAGCUCGGGGUGCGGCUCUGGGAUGCCACGGACUACGUCAUACCACCCCAGGGAGAAAAUGUCUUCUUCAUCAUCACCAACCUGAUUGUGACCCCUCACCAGCGGCAGGGCACCUGUGCUGAGAAUGAGCAGAUUCCUGAUGGCCAGUGUUCUCAGGACAGUGACUGCCCAGCGGGCAUGCCUGUGAAAGCCGGAAACGGAGUGAAGACUGGCCGCUGCCUGCGAGCAGGGAAUUCAACCCAUGGCACCUGUGAGAUCUUCGCCUGGUGUCCAGUGGAGACCAAGUCCAUGCCCAGGAAGCCAUUGCUGGGGGAUGCUGAAGACUUCACUGUUUAUAUAAAGAACUUCAUCCGCUUCCCCAAAUUCAACUUCUCCAAGACGAACGUGGACACGGACAAGACGCUGCUGAAAUCCUGUCACUUUGGCCCCACCAACCUCUACUGCCCCAUCUUCCACGUGGGCUCUGUGGUCCGCUGGGCAGGGAGCACCUUCGAGGACAUAGCCCUGGAGGGCGGUGUGAUCGGCAUUCACAUUGAGUGGGACUGUGAUCUUGACCAACCAGGCUCUGAAUGCAACCCUCACUACUCUUUCAGUCGUCUGGACCACAAGUUUACAAAGUCCAUUUCCUCAGGGUACAAUUUCAGGUUUGCCAAGUACUACCGAGACGCUGCGGGGAUGGAGUUCCGCACCUUAAUUAAAGCCUACGGCAUCCGCUUUGAUGUGCUGGUGAAUGGCAGGGCAGGGAAGUUCAACAUCGUCCCUACAGUCAUCAACCUGGCCUCUGGGGUGGCGCUCAUGGGUGCUGCAGCUUUUGUCUGUGACCUGGUGCUCAUCUACAUCAUUAAGAAGAGAGAGUUCUACCGCGAGAAGAAGUUUGAGAAAGUGAGGGGCCGAGAGGACCGGGCCCUGGAGGCUGAAGACCAGGUACAGGGGCAGGAGGAGUCGGGGCAGGAGUCACCUGCCUCGGGGCUGAUGGAACUACCCAGGACACUGACACUGCGGAGCAGCAGCCAGGACGGCGGUUUUCAGGGGAACGGCAGUGUGUGCCGACAGGUGCUGGAGUCUGACAGCUCUAGUUCCCUGCAGGCUGUGAAUGCUAAACUGUCACAGCCCUUGGAGGCAAAGCAGACACAGCCAGACUGGAGACAGACUCAGUGAAGAUGGAGACUUCGGGCCCUGAACAAUUUCCGGCUUUGAACUCAGGCAGAGGUACCGUGGCCCCUUUGGGGGACAGGGCCUCAGGCUGGCAGGCACAGCUGUAUUAUGUGUAGGGGAGACCCUUGCAGCCACAAUGGCUCAGGAGCAGGCAUCCUCAAAGGGGGCCUGCAUGGCCUGGGACCCUGGUGGGACACUCUCCAGCUUGUACACGCAGCACUCUUACCGACCACUGCGGGGCACUGGGCCUGCUCAAGGGCCGCUUCAAGGAGCUGCUGAAUCUGGCCCCCAGUGAGACCAGCACUCGGGGAGCUCUGGACCACACCUGAGGGAUGGUGGGCACUCAGGGAUGCAGAGCCCAGGAGGCUGCUGCCUUACGGGUAAGCUGGGGAAGGGGAAGCUCUGCCCCACAAUGGCCUCAGCGACCCGGCUCCCUGCCUGCUGGACAGCUUUAACCUAAGUGCUAAUGAGGUCAAGGAUCAAGGGGGUGCUCACUCAACAAGUGGGACCAGUUGAUGGGGGGGCGACAAGACUGUUCUGGGGGCCCUCUGCUUUCUCCAGCUCAGUGGACACAGCUGCCCUGUGGGAAAGAGGAGCUUCCAGGAUCCCCUGCACAGGGUGUCAUGCCCAGGCUCGGCCUGCCCACCGUGGGUUUUCCUAACGACUGAGAAAUGCCUUUGGGCACACUGUGGCCAGUGGGAGACUACCCUGGGUGGGGUCACUGUGACAUCACAGGCCCCCACAGGAUGGACUGGCCGCUGCUGCCCCCAACUCCUCCUUUCUCACUGGGAUCGUGGCCUUCUCUAGGUGUAUAAGCACCUCAGCCAAAGACAUGGGGAGGCCCAGCAUUCCUGCACCAUCUCACAGGGAAUGGUGUCUCCGUGUGUCUGGGAGAGGGGUCCCUUCCGUUCCAAGCCACACCCUUCCCCUUGUGGAAACUGCUCCAGAAGACGUGACCUUACCUCCCUGCCCGCCUCCCCUGGAGUCACUGCAGCCCUCACCGGGGAGAAGAUGGCUAACUCCUGGGACCUGCCCAACACGGACUGUCUCUGCUAUUUAAGAGGAAUGUCUUACUGUCUGAGGAUUAAGACUGUUUAUAAUCACCUGAGACUGUUAAUGUCCCUUUUAUCACUGUUAUCGUUACUGCCCAUAAAUAAUGAGGAUCUA
This is a messenger RNA of Ochotona curzoniae (black-lipped pika), 2603 nucleotides long. RefSeq names its product purinergic receptor P2X 5 (gene P2RX5). The transcript is spliced from 13 exons. Lineage: Eukaryota; Metazoa; Chordata; Mammalia; Lagomorpha; Ochotonidae. The record is from RefSeq and is a predicted model, not a curated record. Gene Ontology annotation, molecular function: ATP binding; purinergic nucleotide receptor activity; extracellularly ATP-gated monoatomic cation channel activity. The coding region runs from base 54 to 1439 and encodes 461 amino acids. Gene Ontology annotation, biological process: monoatomic cation transmembrane transport; response to ATP. Gene Ontology annotation, cellular component: plasma membrane; nuclear inner membrane.